GAUGGUAACAGGGAAAAGAUUCAGGGUUCUCAGACGGAGGAGCAAGUGGCCAAGGAAGUCAGCUUUUCAGAGCUCAGCCGCAGAUCCAACUUGAAUUCGUUAAAGAUGGCAUGGAAGAGUAGUGGCCUAAUGCAAACAUGCAGAUUUCUUCUCUUAGUGAUUUUAUUUCUGCCACGUGAGAUGACCAGUUCUGUUUUAACUGUGAAUGGUAAAACUGAGAACUAUAUUCUAAACACUCAUCUUGGCUUUCAAGAAUCUCUGAGAUGUGCUGUUCAAAACCACACCAGAGAGGAAGAACUUCUCUGGUACCGAGAAGAGGGGACCGUAGAUUUGAAAUCUGGAAAUAAAAUCAAUUCCAGCUCCGUCUGUGUCUCUUCCAUCAGUGAAAAUGACAAUGGAGUCACUUUUACCUGCAAGCUGCAAAGGGAUCAGUUGGUGUCCGUCUCAGUGGUGCUGAAUGUCGCUUUUCCUCCUCUCUUAAGUGGAGACGACUUCCAAACGGCUGGGGAAGGCAGUGAUGUGAAGUUGGUUUGCAAUGUGAAAUCCAACCCCCAGGCUCAAAUGAUGUGGUACAAAAACAACAGCAUCCUGAAUUUAGAGAAAAAUCACCAAGUCCAACAGACAAGUGAGUCUCUUCAACUGUCAAUCACAAAAGUCAAGAAAUCUGACAAUGGAACCUACCGCUGUUUUGCAACCUCACCUCUGAAAACAGUGACCAAGGACUUUCACCUCUUUGUCACAGAUAGAACUGCGGCUGUACCCAUAGAACCCAUUAUUGCUGCCAGUGUUGUGGUCUUUCUGACACUGUGUUUUGGACUGAUUGCUAGAAGAAAAAGAAUCAUGAAGCUCUGCAUAAAGGGUGAAGAUCCUCAAAGAGAAACAGCUCUAUGAGAAAGCUGAGAUGCCACCUAAUACAGAAAGAAUUAUGCUUCAGAACCCUCUUCAUUUGUGUAGUCCCAUCUGUAUUUAUUGCUAUUAUUAAAUUCACUCCUGUUAAAUUGUCA
Rhinolophus ferrumequinum (greater horseshoe bat) is the source of this 1004-nucleotide messenger RNA. It is a transcript of the gene TMIGD1, whose product is annotated as transmembrane and immunoglobulin domain containing 1. The transcript has 7 exons. The coding region runs from base 106 to 891 and encodes 261 amino acids. Lineage: Eukaryota; Metazoa; Chordata; Mammalia; Chiroptera; Rhinolophidae. The record is from RefSeq and is a predicted model, not a curated record. Gene Ontology annotation, cellular component: neuron projection.